This is a messenger RNA of Owenia fusiformis, 2026 nucleotides long. The record is from the annotation of a GenBank genome assembly. NCBI's taxonomy places the organism in Eukaryota, Metazoa, Annelida, Polychaeta, Sabellida, Oweniidae.
UAGUUAGACAUCACUUUCACUCAAUGAUCAAAAUUGCCUGAGGUAUAACUUUGUACCGUUGGACCAAAUUAAUUAAAUUCAGAUAAUUCAAUCAAGGAAUAUUAAACACUAUUUAGUUUGAUUACUAUAUUCAUCUCGUACCCGUUAUGAAAAGUAGAUACUCAUGGAUAGAACAUAAGUUCGUAUCUGUACUUAAUAAUCGCACAGGAUUGGUAACGUAGGUGUUAGAACUCCACAAUACAAACAAUGAGGAUCUUUCAUUUCCAGCGUUUUCUCAGUAUUAUUUAUGGAAUACUGAAAUAUAUGGCAUUUGGAAUUGCUAUAUACAGUUUAUACUACUCAACCAAUCCCAACCAAAUCACCACUGAACCAGUAGAUCGUGUGCGUCGUGUUACAAAGCGUAUCGACUCUGAACAUCAGUCGAACAGGCAACAUUUUAAAUCAGGUUUUGAACACGAUGCUUCGCGUGGAGAGUCGUAUGCCAUUGAAACAAUUCAAAACAAUAAAACUUCGGUGCAGGACAAUUUAGCUCGGAAAACCCUAGAAGUUGUCAUUGUUACUGCCGCCAGCGCCAGGUACUUUUACGCACUAAAAAACUUCGUAGGUUCCGUCCAUUACUGGGAGAGAAAAAGACGGAUUGCCGUAUUUAACAUUGGUCUAACACAAGCUCAGGUUGAGCAAAUCAAAUACUGGUGCAAUGUCGACAUACACUGGGAAUGGGGGAUACCAAGAAGCAAGAGAAUGGCGUCAAAGGAUCCAUGGGAAUUUAACUGGAAACCUUUUGUAUUAACCGAGGCAAUAGAUACAUACUCUGCAAUACUUUACAGUGACGCUGGUUCAGAUGUACGUGCUCCAUUGGAUUCAAUAGACAACAUUCUCUUGAAUGAUAAAUACUUCUUCGUCAAUGGACAAGAUCUUGACAUGACUUCAUUAGGGCAUGAGGAAACGUUCAGAUAUUUUGGUAAGAAUAAAUCACAAAGUAUAUUCAAAAAUAAACCAAGUUACGCUGGAGGUUUGCAGGGUUACGUUAAAUCUUACAAAAUAGACAAUCUCAUCAUAAAACCGUUGUUAGAAUGCGCUAGAUCUACACGCUGCAUGAGUCCUAAAGGAUCCAGUAGUAUAAACCACAGAUACGAUCAGACAGCACUUUCAAUUAUUCUUUAUUCUUCGGGACUACAGAUAACGGCACACACUGAAUUUAUCACAACCUCAAAACAAGACUUAAAUCCAGACCCCCUCAGGAAAAGUGAAUACACCAUUUACACCGGAAGGAAAACAAGUAAUGACUUUAUUGGUAAACUGUGCUUCAAACAACCCAAAAUGGUACCAUUUACCAUGAAAAAGAACCAUAAAACGAACCAUCAAUUAUCGAAUCAUUACACAUCAACACAAGUUUUGAUGAAUAAGCACAAUUCAAAUGAGAUUGACAUCCAAGGAGAUUCAGAACGCAUUCAGACAACUAAUGCUCCAAAAGGAAAGUGGAUAAACCAUAGUGUGUUUCUACGAGCUAAACAAAUUGCAGCAAUGUCAGUUCGAAAACCUUAGUGCCGUACUCUUUAGGAAAUUACGAUGUGAAUAGUGUUCAGCAAAAGUGUGAAAAGACGAUUUUUUUUAUUUCUGUUUCAUCCAUUUAAAAAUUACAUUUACAAUGCUUGGAUUUUGCAACAUUAUCGGCAAUUUUAAAGAUGAACAACAUUGAAAUCACACGAAAUACAAUAGAAAAUGUUGAAAUGAGGAAUCUGUUAAAAGCUUGCCGGGGGGGGAGGGGGGGGGCAAAGCAUGUUAGCCAAAAAGUGAAUGGUUAAUAUUGAAUUAUAACAUUCACACCCCGAAAAAUAUACUGGCUAUAACUUCUAUCAACUGUUCAUUCUCCAAUUUAGUGAAUCAACUAUAUCCAAAUAAUAAAUAUUGAUCUCUUCCUUCUGGAUUGAGGUUUUGGAAGAAAUCAAAUAGCAUUUUGAUACAAAAUUAAACCUUUUUGAAUAUUCUUUCAUUCUAGCAUUCCAUGUUAUUGGUCUAUUUCCAA